AUGAUCACAAAUUACUCUUACCUUUUUUUAUUUGGUUUGGCUUUAUGCCUACCCUUUAUUUUCGGAAAAGUUCAGGAGAUACAAACACCCAUAGAGCUGCAGGAAUGUUUUUUCUAUAAAUCUUUAAAUACGAGCGUAGCUGAAGUUCCCGGAAAGUUAAUCGAAGAUUUCUGUCUCCGGAAAUACUCCCUUUCACAGUAUGAGGAAAAUACACAGAAGAACAUCAGUGCAGAGGGAGUCCGUUAUUUAGAAUCCCUUUACCGUCAGAUUGAUGCGGAGACACAACUGACCAGAAAAAAGCGUCAGACCACCGCUACAUGGCGUGUAAGAAGCGAGAUUAGAACACUAUCUGCAGCACAACGGAACAGGAUUUUCGGUUGCUUAAAUCGACUAAAAAGAGAUUUUACAAUCGAUCGGACAAGAAGUAUUUACGACUUAAUUGGGUCAUUGCACUCUGGACAAGCUGCCCAGCUGAUGCAUAAUGGGCCCGGAUUUCUUGGUAGACAUGCACUAUAUGUGCUAGCAUUGGAAACAGCUUGUCGAACACCUAUCCCAUACUGGGACUUCAUGAUGGACGGAGCAAUGAAUGAUCCGACUUCUUCAGCUAUUUGGUCAAAUACUUUCUUUGGAAAUGGAAAUGGGCCAGUAAGGACAGGUUUCUGUGGCAACUGGGUGACGCCCCAAAAUACUCCCAUCAUCAGAAAUGUUGGUGCAGGUGGUGUUCGAUUACCCAGACGAGAUGCCCUCAGAGCUCUUAUGAGCAGAACUAGGACAAGCGAAAUUACCGAACCGCAACCGGCAAUGAGUGUGUUUUCUAUUGAAGUUCACCAUAAUGCCGUUCAUAACCACAUAGAUGGUCAUUUUUCUGCCCUUGAUACCUCGACCUUUGAUCCUGUGUUCUGGUUCCUACAUUCAAUGUUCCAUUAUAUGUGGUACAUGUUUAAAAACAAUCAAAGAGCAAGAGGAGUUGACCCCCAACGUGAUUAUCCAAGAGGACCAAAUGUUCCCCAGGGUCAUGAAUUUUUCCAAAGAGUAAACUUUAUGCCUUUUGUACGACCAAUGACAAAUUUGGAGACAUUCUCUGAUAGAUAUGAUAGAAUCGUACGUUACACUCCAUUACCUAGAUGCCCAACGUGUGGAGGAAGCCAAUACUUAGUCUGCCUUCAAGGAGUAUGUGUAGCUCGAUCAAGAGGAACUGGAAAUAUUCCUGGUUUAGUCAGACGACCAACAGGUUUGCGACGCGUUAGAACUAUUGUUCGAGGCAAACGUAGUGCAAAUAUUGAUAAUAAUUCAGUUUUGUUACAGAGCCAUGCUGAAGCUCUUUCAGCGUUGGAUAGAUCUUACACGAACACACUCAUGAUUAAUGGUCAUUAUACUCCUAAAGAAUGGGUUUAUUUGAAUGUACGUGUAAUAUAUGAACGCCCAAAAAGUGAUGUUUUCAACUCAACAGUUGAUGGCCGUGAUAUGUAUGAUCCUUCAAGUUUUUACGAUGGCGGAAAAGAAUUAGGUAUCAAUAAUCGGGUUUUAUACAAACAAAGAUGUGAACCGUCGGGUUCUGGGGCCACAAAAGUCUUUGUUCAAUCCGAUGGUUUAAAUUAUCACGGAAGAUACAAAGAAUUCGCCAUUUUAGAUGAACGCCAAGCUGUAUCUUCUGCAAUUGUCCAAGUUGCUGUACGAAAACCGUCUGAUGAAAACAGUAACGCAUAUCUUUCUGCUUAUGAUAGUUGUGGCCGAGUUUGUCGACCAGUAUGUUCCGUACAAAAAGGGUCUUCGUCUGCGUACAAAGCUUGUUCAGGAAGUUUUAAGAUUACAAAUGAAUAUCCAUUGAUGUACAGGAAAAGUUAUGAGUCGGCCAUCAGUUCUCUUUGGCAUCUUAGUUUAGAUGGUAAAGGACCAUUGUUUACAAAUCAUUUCUCGGCUAUUACUUUUAUUUGUGACCACCAAAAUUUAUGGCCUUGGUCGAAAUACUAAUAGCUUACAUUUUGAUGUAUAUAAUAUGCUAUGUUAUUUAAGUUUAAUUGAAUCGUUUGUACUUUGGAUAUUCUACAUGUACCUUGAUAUCGGAGGUUUGGUUGAAUGACCUUUUUUUUUUACAUUUAUUUAUAUCGUUUGUACUUGAUGAAGUUGACCGUUUUAUUUAUUCUUUUGAUACGUUCAUAGUGUUUGUCCCAAAAUCAAAGCAUAUAUUUUCAUUACUUAAGCAUUUAUAAAAUGUAAUUCAAAUAAAGAUGUUUUUAAAUACAUAAAUGCUUUGGUAUUAUUUAACCUGUUGUACACAGAAAUGACUUGUUAUGAUUUACAAUUAAAAUAGUUUUGA
Messenger RNA from Magallana angulata, 2317 nucleotides. Its product is annotated as tyrosinase-like protein 2. The transcript has 4 exons. The record is from RefSeq and is a predicted model, not a curated record. Gene Ontology annotation, molecular function: oxidoreductase activity. Bases 1 to 1971 code for a protein of 656 amino acids. NCBI's taxonomy places the organism in Eukaryota, Metazoa, Mollusca, Bivalvia, Ostreida, Ostreidae.